AUGGCGUUCCCUAGGAGCCUCUUCUUAAUCCUCGCCAUCAUCAGCCUUGUAUUGCGUGCCGCAAAUGCAGCUAACAUGCCCGCUGGCGGAUGCCACACUCGCUACGUCUGCCCCUACAUAGACAAUCUAGCUACCGCAACGAUCUCGCAGUCUACUUACACCAGCUACAAAUACAUCGGCGAUUACCAGGGGCUGUUCAACGACCAGGGCGGGCAGUUCGUGCCACACCAGCGCGGAUCCGGCCCCGUGAACUUCGAGCGGUACACGGAGGUGGGGACCAUCUUCGACGUGUGCUACCUGCUGGAGAAGAACGGCGGCUCGGGCACGUCGGGCUCGUUCAAGACGCCCAACGCGGGCGACGCGGCCACGCAGACUGCGAAUGCGGCGUUGUACCCGCUGAGCUUCGUCGGCGGGCUCUGCAACGGCACGGCGCUCGUGGAAAAUGACCCGCAUCUCACGGGCGCGCACGGAACGCACUACGAUUUCACCGGGCGGCUCGACAAGUCGUUCUGCCUCUUCUCCGACCGUCGAUUCCACGUUAACAUGCAUCUGGAUGGUUACCAAGGCGCACCUCCCGCGAUUUCCGCGUCAGCGAAGUCGAAUGAGAACAAGGAUUCGAGCACGGAGCUGCACACGUGGAUUAAGGAGGUCGGCGUGGUAUGGAUGACGCCCGACGGCGCGAACCACACGCUGCGCAUGGUCGCGCGCAAGGGAAAGCAGCAGGAGCGCGGGGAUAACGGCUUCAUCUCGCUGCUCGAGGUAGACGGCACGACGAUGGCGCCUCCAAGCGUCGGCGAGUCGAUCUCGACGAACAGCAGGCUGGUGGUUACCAAAGUCGCGGAGGAGAAAGAGGGGCCGUUUGACGUGGAUCAAUUCAAGGUGCGCGUGGCGGGCCUGGGCGAACUGGACGUGCGCGUGCGCGUGGCGCACCCGCUGCUGCAAACGCCGACCGAGGCGGAGGCGCACUUCAACGUCGAACUUUCUGACGUGAAGAUGACGUCAGCCGCACACGGCGUGCUGGGGCAGACGUUCAGGAACUCGCCGGAGCAGCUGCAGCGCGCGGUGAAGUACUCACACUUGGCGGCGCUGCUGCACCACCCCGUGGACGUGGAUAAGGCUGAGGGCAGGGGGUUCCUGGAUGGAGAAGUGGAGGACUACAUCUCCUCGUCAGUCAUCGCCCCGGAUUGCAAAUAUGCCAGCUACGGCACCAGCUCAGACGCCUGA
Closterium sp. Yama58-4 is the source of this 1224-nucleotide messenger RNA. The record is from the annotation of a GenBank genome assembly. Lineage: Eukaryota; Viridiplantae; Streptophyta; Zygnematophyceae; Desmidiales; Closteriaceae.